This is a messenger RNA of Misgurnus anguillicaudatus (oriental weatherfish), 3662 nucleotides long. Lineage: Eukaryota; Metazoa; Chordata; Actinopteri; Cypriniformes; Cobitidae. The record is from RefSeq and is a predicted model, not a curated record.
ACAAAAAAAAGUUUUGAAAGUGACAAUUUUGAAUUUUAGGCACUUGUGCAAGCCUAAUGUGUACACACAGAUUUUAAAUAUUACUGAAAGCACAAUCAAACAAGGUGAGCCAGUUAUAAACUUUGAAGGUGGGGUGGGGGCACGGGAACUCAAUUGGACAACCUGAGAGUAUUUUACUUUCAUGUCAUUAGACUCUUGACGGUGAAGGAUACUACACACCCCAGAAGAUGAAGUUUAAUUCAUUUGUGUGCUUAUGUGUUGCUGGAUUCAUACUUCUCAAUAUAUCAGGUUCAUUUUGCCAGUCAGAUGUGUGUGGCCAAGCCCCGCUAAACACCAAAAUUGUUGGAGGGGAGGAUGCAUCUGCAGGGUCUUGGCCCUGGCAAGUAAGCAUACAAAGUAGCACCUAUGGAGGCCAUUUCUGUGGUGGGAGUCUCAUCAGUCCGUCCUGGGUUUUGUCUGCAGCUCACUGUUUUCCGAGCCUUCCUAGCGAUACCAUGGUGUACAUAGGACGUCAAAGCCAAACAGGUUCAAACCCAAAUGAAAUGUCCAGCACGGUGUCUCAAGUUUUCACACAUCCUGGCUAUACAAGUUCGUCAGACAAUGACAUAGCUCUCCUUCAGCUCUCAUCUCCUGUGGAGUACAGUAAUUAUAUUCAGCCCGUCUGUCUGGCUGCUACAGGUAGCACGGUUGGUGCAGGUACAAUGAGCUGGAUCACAGGAUGGGGAAAACUCGACCCUAACUCCCACCAACUCCCCGAUAUCCUGCAGGAAGUGGAGAUACCAAUUGUAAGUGACAGUACUUGCAAAAGUGCCUACGGAUCAGAUAUUACAGACAACAUGAUAUGUGCUGGAUUAAGUCAGGGAGGAAAAGACUCAUGUCAGGGUGAUUCUGGAGGGCCACUGGUGGUUAGGACCGGCACUCAAUGGAUUCAGUCUGGAAUUGUGAGUUUUGGUCAAGGCUGUGCUGAACCUGGAUUUCCCGGUGUGUACACAAAAGUCUCCAAUUACCAGGACUGGAUUCUCUCUCACAUAAGCAGCGACCAACUUGGUUUUGUUCAGUUCUCCUCCGCUAGCAGCUACUCAUCCAAAUACUUUGUAUUUAUAAUGUCCCUGAUAUACUUUAUUAUUACUCUAUUAUUCUAAUAUAAAAAUUCUGGGGGCUAUUUGUGUUGUUUAGUAAGCUAUUAAUAUACUAUUUAAUUUAAAUCUAACUGUUUUAAAAAAACGUUUAAAAGCAGAGCCGAUCCGCCCUAUACGCAGGCUACGCGAGCUGCGUAGGGCCCCGCACCGCUAGGGGGCCCCCUUGCUCUUAACUUCAUGCAGCGCUGCACAGACCAGCUGGCGAGUGCCGCGGGAGCCAUUCGAAAUUAUAACAAGCAGUCUGAUCUCACGAUACUUUAAUUACAGUUGUCAGUCCAUCUAUGUAGCUCCGCAUGCGGUUGACACGCCUAUCAACAUGCGUCUUCAUUCGGAUAUUAAAGCUAUCCGCCCGAAGCAGGAAAGACAAGCGCCAUGAAGGUGAAGUAAAAAGAUUAAGAACACAAAAUUCCUAUUUAGUCUUGAAUAACCAUGCAAUGGAUUUAUAACAAACACUGCAGUCCUAGAUUCAGUUUUAGUCCAGCGUGUUUUGUUAGAAAUGCUUGUACACAUUUAUAAUCAAAAUCUUACAUACGUGUUAAAAAAAUAAACGCAUUUAUUCAUGUAAGAUGUUGUGUGACUCCUGUUAGCAUUUUAAAACAAUGCACAUUAGGUCUAAUGUGUGCAUAUUUAGAGAAUGAUUUAUGUAUUUUGGUGUGUUUAUCCGUGGAGUCUGAUCAUGCCUUAGUUUUUAAACAAUUUGGAAUAUCUGUUGAGUUAUUUGUUAUAGUUUAUCUGACAGCUAUUUUGGUUUAUUUUAUUCAUAAUUUUAAAUUUACGUGAUAUUCUACAUCUCUUAAAAAAUAAUAUAUUUGGCAGUAGACCUUGUUUUCUAAAUACUAAUGUGACAGAUUAAGGGCUUUUCAGAAAACAUGUGUCAAUGUUAUUCUGAUGAGUGUCAAAAUAAUGUCCAUGUGGCAAAAAUGUACAGCUAUAAGAUAAUACAAUGUGUUUUAGUCAACAUUUUGUUUAUAGCUACAUUUUAGCAGAGACAGUGAAUGUUUUUUUAUGAAUGCGAUGACAGGGCCCCCUCACAAAGUUGCUUAGGGCCCCCAGAAGGCCAGGAUCGGCUCUGUUUAAAAGUUUUUCUUUCUUUUCAACGAGAGAAUGUUUGCUUAUAUGUUUUAAGUCAAAAUUCAUAACCAAAUCUUGCCUUUAAACCAGAACUGGUAUUUUAACUCAAUUUCAUUAACUAAUGUGAACAGACACUUUUGUUAUACUUCAUCUCGAGUCUGACUAACAGUUAAAAAGCUCAAAAUGACCAAAUUGUCGAAAAUGUAUUUAACUUUAAUGAACUUGUUACACAGUCUAAACUGAAUAAAUUAUAUUUAUAUAUUCAAAAAAGACAUUGGCUUGGAAAGUCUUUGUCUUUCUUUUUGUUGUGUAGAACACGGUGUCAGAUUACAUCAUGGGCAAAUAUGAUAACAAUUGUUGUUGCGUGACUCCUCUUUUUAAAGAAAUAUAUUUCCUGGAAAUCCAUUGUGACAUGCAGCUAGAUAUACAAAAACUCUCUAAAACUUUUUGUCACAGGGAAUGUUCUGGUAAUUGUGACUUUGUUAAAGUUGGAUUAGCAGAUCUCUACUAGCCGAAAAUGUAUCCGAAUGCGCAUGCUUUGGGCCAAUCUAAAAGUUUUUUUUAUAACUGAUCAUUCAGUCCUGUCAAGCAUAAACAGCCACCUACAUUGCAUUCCUUAUAUUUACUGAAAUUGCAGUGUUUUGGUGUGAUGACACAUUACAUAUGUAAGCACUUGAGAGAAUCUUGUAUUUAUUUGUUCUCUAAUUGUUCUCAAUGUUCUUAAAGACCAGGGCCCGGUUGCAUAAAGCACCUUAAGUUUUUUCCUUAAGUAUGACACUUAAGGGGUAAAUUCCCCUUAACUUCUGUAAGAUAAUAAUUAAAGAGUUUUGCAUAUAAUCCCUUAAACGGUUCUCUUAGGUAAGAGUAAUCGUUAAGUGUUUCAUGACAGUGACCCCAGUUUGUUGUUAUAAAAUGCUAUUGUUGCCAUGGAGACACAACAGAAAAAACUUAAGGGUUUUUCUGCAACACCCUUAAGUUUAAAGGAAACAACUUAAGGGAAAAUUACACUUAAGGUGCUUUAUGCAACCGGGCCCAGCCACAUAUAUGCCUGACCAUACAGCCACCUUAUACUGUAUUGUACUGUAAAUACAUCACCCAUCCAUCCGUUGGCCCAAGGGCUGAAACCAACGGCAUGGUGAAGGAUUUGCGGAUGAUGUUUUGGCAUUACAUAAUUUAGGUAGUUUUAUCUGACACCAAAAGAUAAAGAUCUCAUUUAUAAUACAAAUCGAAUUGAUUUUUACUUUUUACCACUUUUACAGAAUUUAGAUGGAUGUUUGUUUAUUCUGAUAGCUCUGGUAUUACACUCGUUCAUGUGGUUCUCAUAGUCGCACUAGUAUGGGCCUUAUAAUUAAUAUACUGGUAAACGAUCAUAAGCGAAUCACUGUUGGUCGCUGCUAGAGGUUGGGCUAUACACUUAAGUGGCCGCCCUAUGCUUGCUCAAUUUUAAACGUG